This is a messenger RNA of Bombina bombina (fire-bellied toad), 2002 nucleotides long. RefSeq names its product alpha-N-acetylgalactosaminide alpha-2,6-sialyltransferase 1. Gene Ontology annotation, molecular function: alpha-N-acetylgalactosaminide alpha-2,6-sialyltransferase activity. The transcript has 8 exons. The record is from RefSeq and is a predicted model, not a curated record. The coding region runs from base 1 to 951 and encodes 316 amino acids. NCBI's taxonomy places the organism in Eukaryota, Metazoa, Chordata, Amphibia, Anura, Bombinatoridae.
AUGGAUUUACACAUAAUUCAUGGAUCAAAUUGUCCUGAUUCAUUGAGACAUAUUGCAUCACUCUCUGAUUGGCUCAAAGAACUUUUCCUUCCUAACAUAUCAGUUUUCCUGGGGCGAGGCCAUUUCACUCACAUGGAAUGGAAACGGCUGCAAAGGUUUAACCCACCAUAUGGAUGGAUGGAAGUUAAUUAUAAUGUAAUAAAACGGGUGAUAUCCUGGCUUCCCGAUCAAACUCAUCUCUCGAUACAUAACAGAUCUUCUGAUCCACAGUGUGUCACUUGUGCUGUGGUAGGAAAUGGAGGUAUUUUAAAAGGAUCAAACAUGGGAAGAGAAAUAGAUUUGCACGAUUACAUAUUUCGGGGUAAUGGGGCUGCGAUCAAAGGAUUUGAGAAGGAUGUGGGGCAUCGAACAUCAUUUUAUGGCUUCACCGAGUCCACCGUCCGUGAAUGUCUAAGAGGACUAACAGAAAGUGGCUUCACAGGGAUUCCAGAUGAGCAGGAAACUCAUUACAUUCACUUGCCGGAGUCAGCAACAGAUUACCAUUGGCUGCACAACUUGCUAGCAAGUAAAGACAUUUAUCCUGGAGUUACAAAUGGGGACCAUGUUAUAAAUAUAUUUGCAGACAAGCUGGAUAAACUGUUCGUCCUUCAUCCAGAUUUCAUGAGGUACAUUAAAUCCAGGUUUUUCAAAUCAGAGAAUUUAAAGGGCCCUCGGUGGUGUUUGUACAGACCCAGUAUAGGCGCCACGCUUUUAAUGACAGCUCUGCACGUAUGUGACAAGGUUAAUGCGUACGGAUUCAUGACAGAAAAUUACGACCAGUUCUCUGGCUAUUACUAUGAUCGUGUGAAAAAGCCACUGAGGUUCUCAAAAGAUCACGACUUCUUCCUAGAGAGAGACCUGUGGAGAAAACUGGACUCACUUCAGGUUAUCAGACUGUAUCGUCGGACGUGAAGAAGGAAUUCCUGAGGUCACAUGACAUACAGCCAGGAUAAAACCAGUGGAGAUUCACUUAUUGUUUAUUGAGGCAGAAAAUGUGAUAUCUGUCUGUCUAUCUAUCCAGACGCUCAUCUAUCUAUCUAUCUAUCUAUCUAUCUAUCUAUCUAUCUAUCUAUCUAUCUAUCUAUCCAUCUACCUGUGGACUUUCAGAAUGAGCUGACCUUGAAUAAAACUCAUAAAACAAAACACAUAUCAUUAUCUUUAAUAUAACUGUUCUGCACAUAUACAUUUGGGAUUUUACUGGAAAAUAAUGGUGAAAAUGUGGGAUCAUGGGAUGUAAUAUACUUCUGUUAUAUACCACACCUGUCAGCAGCAUACUCACACCAGGCUACUGAUCAGACCCAUUAUCCAGCAGACCCUCUAUAAGCCACCAGCCACAUUUAAAGGGCAUGAAACACGAAAUGUUUAUUUUAUGACCCAGAUAGAACAUACCAUUUUAAGCAAUUUUCCAAUUUACUUUUAUUAUUAAAUGUUCUCUUGGUAUCCUUUAUCCUACUAGGAACUUACUGAAUACAUCUGGUGAGCCAAUAAAAAGACAAGAGGUAUAUAUCUGCAGCCACUAAUCAGCAGCUAGCUCACAGUACUGUAUUACUGAUCCUGAGCCUACCUAGGGAUGUUUUUUUAACAAAGGAUAGAAAAAAAGAGAAUGAAACAAAUGAGCUAAUAUAAGUAAAUUGGAAUGUUAUAUAACAUUGCAUGCUCUAUCUGAACUGUGGAAGUUUACUUUUGACUUUACUGCCCCUUUAAACCUCUAGCAUGGAAAAGUAAGCCAUUUUUUCCAUGUGAGAUAAUAACCCCUUUACUGCUGAGCCAUUUUCACCCUGUGCUGACCUGUUUUGGAAUUUUUAGGUGCUGCUUACAUUUAAGUCCUACACAUAUUACACUGUAUAUUGUUAAACAAACAUUAUUUUAUGUAUAUUUCAUGGCUUGUGAUAACUCUACAACAAAAUGUGGGAAAAAAUUAUAUUUGUAAUAAAUGUUUAAUAAACAAGGUUUAAAUAAAAAA